GAAAACGGCAGUAGUGGACUGUGGAAGUGAAGGACGAUCAGAAAGUGGGGCGCUUCGGUUGGAAAGGAGGCGUUUGGCAGCAAGCACACGUUGGCAGGGGCAGGGGCAAAUCCUGCCAGAAGCGGAGUGACAAAGUUGGUUGGAGCGUAUCAGGAAAAACAGGAAAACGCUUGUAGCGGUUGCCAUUCAACGGAAGUUGGGCAGUUAAGGGGGACCUUAUCAGCCUGAGGCAGGAUGGCGAAGCAGAAGCGCGAGAAGGCGCCUGCGACACCAGGAAAGACCAAGCAUUCCCUGGACGCUUCCAAGAGAGAUGGCAAGAAGCCGGACAAGAACCUUCGGACGGCCGCAACUGUUCGGCGUCUUAAAAUGUACAAGACGCGUCCAAUCAGGGACAAGAAUGGGAAGUUGGUGUAUGAGGAGUUGCAGUCGAAGGCCCUUCCGUCAACCAGGAUACAGGGUGACAGGCGGUGGUUUGGGAACACCCGCGUGAUUGGCCAGAAGGAGCUGGAGCAGUUCCGGGAGGAGAUGACCACAAAAGCGGGGGACGCUUAUACGGUGCUGCUGAAGGACCGGAAGCUGCCGAUGGCGCUCCUGUCAGACAACCAAAAGACCUCCCGCGUGAAGCUCCUGGGCACAGAGCCGUUCGGCGACGCCUUCGGGCCCAAGUCGACACGCAAGCGGCCCCGUCUCCAAGUCAGUGACUACGGUGCCAUGGUAGACAAAGCGGCCGAGGUUGCAGACACGCACCUCGAGAAAGCGGAAUUGGACUUUGCAGAGGCGCAUCGGACAGGUGCCGACGAAGGGGUCAGGUCGGAGGUUAGGGAUAACAUGUUUCUCAAGGGGCAGAGCAAGCGCAUUUGGGGGGAGCUGUUCAAGGUGCUGGACUCGUCGGACGUGGUUAUCCAGGUGAUUGACGCGCGUGAUCCGAUGGGCACCCGGUGCAAGUUCCUGGAGCACCACCUGAAGAAGAACGCGACGCACAAGCACCUGCUGCUGCUGCUCAACAAGUGCGACCUCGUCCCUGCGUGGGUCACCAAGGGCUGGCUGCGUGUCCUCUCGCGCGAGUACCCCACGCUCGCGUUCCACGCUAGUGUCACCAACCCCUUCGGAAAGGGCUCCCUGCUGUCGCUGCUGCGCCAGCUGGCGCGUCUUAAGAGCGACCGCCAGGCUAUCUCGGUGGGCUUCGUGGGCUACCCGAACGUCGGCAAGUCGUCCGUCAUCAACACGCUGCGAACCAAGAAGGUGUGCAAGGUGGCGCCCAUUCCCGGGGAGACCAAGGUGUGGCAGUACAUCACGCUGAUGAAGCGCAUCAACCUGAUUGACUGCCCAGGGAUUGUGUACCAAUCCAACGACACCGACACCGACAUCGUCCUGAAGGGAGUGGUCCGCGUGGGCAACUUGUCGGAGCCGGCAGAGCAUGUGGCCGAGGUUCUCCGGCGGAUCAAGCCCGAGUACUUGCGCCGGGCGUAUCACAUCGCGGACUGGGUCGACGAUCUCGACUUCCUAACCCAGCUGGCAAAGCAAACCGGGAAGCUCGGAAAGGGGGGGGAGCCGGACGUGCAAACCGCGGCCAAGAUGGUUCUCUUCGACUGGCAGCGCGGGAAGAUUCCCUUCUUUACCCCCCCACCGAAGGACGAGGAGUUUCUGGCGCGCGCGGGGGUGGAGGCGGAGGGGGGAAACGGCCCCCCCGGAGAGGAGGCCCCGUUGGUGGUGCGGCAGAGUCUGCAGAAGGUGCCGGUGCAGGCGGAGAUGUUCGACGAGGACGAUAACAGGGCCCAGGAUGGAGCGGAGGAGGACGAGGGCGAGCAAGAGGAGGAAGAAGAAGACGAUGAGAGCGUCGAGGCUGAUGGGGAGGACGAGGAGGGGAGCGACGAGGAGGGUCAGGCCGAGGGUUACGACGAGGGGUUAGAAGGGGGUUACGAAGAAGCUCUAGAAGCUGACAGUGGCGGGGAUGAAGGCAUAGCGGGUGUGGCGGAGCCAAGCACGUCGGGGCGGUCUGCCGAGAGCACCAGGGUUAAGGAGAAGGGCGCUUCGAAGAAGGGAAAGAGGAAACGGGUCAGCGAGGGGGUUAGCGAUGACGAGGAGCUGACCUGGGAGGAAGUGCUGGCCAGCGUGCAAGCGCAGGUGGGGUUGGUGCCGGGUCAAGAUGACGUCACUACAAAGUCAAACGGGGAGGACGAAGAAGAUACGGUGGUGAAGGGUAAGGGGAAAAGGGAGGAGCCUUACUCGGCCAAGGGAAAAGGGGAGGUCCGACGGGUAGGGCGGACUUCGAAAAAGCUGAAAAAGUCGAAAAGAAACGAAUGAAACGAAGAUCUUUGAAACGACUUCGAACCUUUCUUAUUUGAAAGUGGGGCUGGCAAUCUUGGAAACUUGUUCGACAGCUGGAUGUUCGACUUUCAAAGGCUGUAGCCACAUGGGCCUUAAAGUUCAAAGCAAACACGACCAUCGACAGUUGGAUCCUGAAUGUCGUUAACGUUAUCAUGGCUC
This is a messenger RNA of Klebsormidium nitens, 2487 nucleotides long. Lineage: Eukaryota; Viridiplantae; Streptophyta; Klebsormidiophyceae; Klebsormidiales; Klebsormidiaceae. The record is from the annotation of a GenBank genome assembly.